UCCAUUUCGAUCCCCUAUCGUCCUGCUAUAGACCAGCGCCGGCCUCGCCUUUGCAUCUGGCCCCCCCCAUCCCAACGGCGCCUGCUGCCGCACAACUCCCUUCGCUCUUGCUGGCGUCUGAAUCCCUCUCUCUUCCUUCCUCGUCUCUCUCAUCUGAACCACCGCUGCAUCCAUCACCGACCUUUGCCGGGCUUCCCCCAGGCCAUUCUACCACCCCGGAACAAGCUGCCCUCUCGGAUCCAGCGACCAUCAGCCAGUCCACUGCACUCUGCCGUCCGGUGCCAACUCCAACUCGUAUCUGCGAUCCAGCCCGCGCUUCCAAGAGCCUCCCUGCACUGUCAAACCAUGUCGCUCUUGCCGUCAUCCCAAAGACCACACUCGGACAUCUCCGACGGCCCCUCCUCGGCGCUGCUGUCCUUUCCUCCCCUGUCGCCGUCGACCUCCCAGACACCCGAUUCAUCCCUCCCAAGCCUGCCGUCGCUGCCCAACCCGAUCAGGCACAUUGUCUCUUCGUCGUCAUCGUCUUCGAGUCGAUCGUGGACGGCCUCGCCAAAUGUCAUGGAUUUCAAGUACCCGCUCCCACCCCAAUCCUCCUGGGAUCGCCGUGGCUCCAGCUCGUCGCUCUCGAGCGUCUCGUCGGUCACUCCCCCCCUGCGUCCCUCGCCUACGCCGGCAGACUCGCCCGACGAAGCUCUGCCCCCGAUCCUGACGGAGUCCCACUUCCUGAAUCCUGCCAAUCUGGAGCUCUGCAUCACGUCGUACUCAUACACCGCAUCCAACAUGGACGAGCUCUCCUUUGCCGAGGGCCAGAUCAUCCGCGUUCUGCAAAAGGCCGAGGGCGGUUGGUGGGAAGGCCAGCUCGACCAGGAGCAUGUUGUCGGCUGGUUCCCCGCCAACUACGUCGAGAGCUAUCCGCUUCCCAAAGACGCCGAUGGCAAUCCGAGUCUCGAAGACGGCGACGAGCAGAUCGGUCCAUUUGCCGAGACACCCGGGGAAACCAAAAUCCUGCGCCAGCGCAAUCGAGAGCAUAACAGCGAGAUCCAAGCCGACUUGAAUUCCGAUCAGCUCGCGUUCGACCAGCAUGCGGGCAUCUCUGAGAGCACCGUGGCUCUCAAUCUGGCCCCACGGGCCAUGGCGAUCCGUGGACUGAACUCGUACCAAGACACUGUUCUCAAGAGUCUGACGGUCCUGCAGAAGGAAUACUACGAACCGCUCCAGCAAGAACAGUGGUUUCCCGCUACCGACCACCGACAAAUCUUCCAGAGCUCGCAUGAGCUGUUCUUGUUCCAUUGCGAGUUUGCAGAGGACAUCAAGUCGUGCCUGCAGGCUCCCCCCGAAAGCCAGAUGAUUGGCAAGCUUUUUGUAGAUCAUUGGGAUCGUAUCUCAACUCUGUAUGUCAACUAUGGAUCCAAUCUGACCUCGGCCUCGGCGAUCGCCGCCCGAUACGCCAAAAACGCAGCCAUGAGUACAUUUUUGCAAACCACCAGUAGCGAGACCGAACCUCGCAUCAUCCAUUUAAUAGCGCACCUGCAUGCACCCGACCAGCAUCUCUACCGCUACAAGCGAUUCUUCCAAGACAUCACCCAACUCACACCGCAGGACAGCUCUGCCGACCCCUCUGCUGUCCACGCCGACCAUGGCUAUGCGCUCGAGGCCCACGAGAAACUCACCAAGCUUGAGCAGUUCGUGCAGGCGAUACGCUCGCGACGAGAGAGAUAUGAGGCCUUGUACGAUCUUAUCCACCGCAUCGACUCCCCCGAGGGCCAGACACUCCGCUACUACGGAUGCCUCCUUCUACAAGAGGCCCGACUCAAGCUGCAAGAGGGCCCGCGGUCACGCGAGCGCAACUUUUACCUUCUCGAGGGAGCAUUGGUCAUCCUGCGCAAGACCAAGCGGAUCGGCAAGCUCGUGGGCGGUGGAACUCCCGGCCACAAUCCUGAUCAGCGCAUGAAGAUUGUCGAAGUUGUGCCUCUCGAUCCAGCCCGGACCGCGGCCCUCGAGUCGGAGCAGCCCAACGGCAGUGGACUGCAGUUCAAGAUCGUGUACUCUGGGCCAGACGGCGAGUCCAGAAAACUCACCGUCACGGCAUUCAAUUCGAGCCAAAAACGUCUGUGGUUCAAGACCAUCACGCAGCAGCUCGAACAGAACACGCCAUACAACUACCCGCAGCCAGCGCCUGAAGACAUGGAUCUCGCAAGUCCAGACGCCGUCGGCGCGCCACCAGGGCCCCCCUCGCUUGCUCCACGAGACGCCAGCAUGACCCCUUCGCACGACAGCAGUGCUACUGCCCGGGGGCCGAACCACCCCGACGAGCAUCGGUCUUCUCCCUUUCGACACGAAUGGUGGCCCAAAAAGUACAAGUUGCCAAGCUUAACCGCCAUGCGCUCAAACAAGAGCGCGCGGAGCCAGGUUGACGUCCAACUCUUCACCCCGCCGCCGGAGGUAGAGCCACAGCUGCUCAUCCCUGUGCCGAUGGUAACCUCCUCUCAAGGCUCGCAAGAGCUGAAUCCAGGCGUGGUCCCGAGCUCGCUGUCGCAUCCAACCGAAGCCAGCGUGCGCAACGAUCACCACAGCGAGCAUUCUGGCCGCGGAUCAGGGCCGAAGCCCAUGUCGACGGCGAGCACAAAGAGCCGCUCGGGAAGCGAGCCUGCGAAGGAAACCGAUGCACUCGCGGUCGCCCCAGCCACCGGCGGCAUCGCCCCCAAGCGCUCGCUGCCUAGUCGCGGAACCGAAACAACCCUCGCAAACUCCCAGCAUCCCUCUCUGCAGCCCGAAUAUCACAACCCCCGGGUCCAGAAAGUGCGGGCGUGCGACUCGCUCAUGACCACGGACUCGUCAGCCUCGACCAUCCAGCCACAUGUACCCCCAGCCGCCGACUCGACUGUGACCGGCGCUCGGGACGCCCAGGAACAAAAGCCCGAGCACCUGGAUGUCUACCAUGAAAACGACGAGCUCUUUGACGACCGGUUCUCGUAUGACGGAGGCUCCAGCGUCGUUGGUCCAUCGAGAAGCAUGAUUCCCACGCCGCCGCCACACCGAGGCGCCGUGAGUGACGUCGGCGCACCAGCGUACACAGGCAGCCUUGCCUACACGGGCUAUCCGAUCGAACUCCGAGCCAGCAACAAGUCACCCACCCCGAACCAGAAAGCAGCCCCCGGUGGCUUCUUUGCCAACAGUCGCAAGAAGCUUGCCACGGGCGGCCAUAGUCUCUCAAUCAAGUUCUCCAAGUCCUCAACCCACCUUCCCUCCGACCCGCUGUCGCAGGACCUGGGCAACUUCCAAUCGUCCCGAGGCGAUCAGGAGGCGGCAGCUGCCGAGCCUGGCCAACAACACAGUAUGCUGAAGGGCAACAAGUCGAUCCGCCGGCUGCUCCGCCCCUUUUCCCCACAGCCCGCCACGGAAUCAUCACCGCAGCAACCAUCGGCUGGGCUACCGCUUAGCUCCCACCGCCGCCAAGCAUCGGAUGGCGCCGUCCGUGCUCAGGAGGACGGCUUUGCCCGCGCCCGCAAACCGAGCGUGACGGAUCUGAUGACAUCACUGCGAUCCUUCCAGUUCCUGAAGCGAAGCAACAGCAUGCAAAACCUCCACGACCGCAAAAACGAAAUCAUCAUCAUCGGCGAGGACGAUCACCCGCCAUCGCGGCCGUCUCUAGCGCAGAGCCGCAGUGUCGGUCGGGUUGAGGGCACCGGACAGCGAUGGGGUGCCUCGGAACUGGGAUUAGUCGCCUCGCUGCCGUCACCUCCUCCGAUUCCAGCCCAGUGGGCGAGUGUUGGCGAUCAGCAACCCGGCCCGAGCGCCCCGCAAGGCCCCGAUAUGGCUCGUCAGGGGUCAGGCCGCUACGGAUCGCUGGGACGAAGCAGGAGCUUCACCUCGCCAUCGACUCGCAUCUCGCAAGCGGCAGACGGGUUCCUCCAGUCCACGGGAGGGCGCACGGCCUUCCUGAACACCGAACAGCGCCAGAGCCGCCCUCGCAAUGGCGCAGCCGCAAUCUUCGAUAGCGAGCCCGGCAGUUCGAACGACGAGACCACGCCCGAGCCACGAUCUCCUGAAGGCCUCUCGCCUGGACUCUCGGACCGGUCAACCCGUGUUGGUGGCCGCUUCAUCACCACCUUUGACCGCAGCAACUUGGCGACGCUGUAUGCACAACCUUCGCUCAGCUCCUCUGUCGAAUCCCUGAUCAACGAGCCGAUUUCGAUGCGGCCAGCAACGCCAAAGACUCGCAUCGACAGCCAAGCCACCGUCGUGGGCGAUUCCAGCCGACCUGGUCUGAGUCUCAUCACCCGCGACCUCGGGGAUGAACUGAGCCCGAGCGAUAUUGGCCCAACCCCCUCGGCCAAUACCAUAGACUCGUCCUACUACGACAGCGACCAGCGGCCACGCGACAGCGCCAUGAUCAACCUCGGAGCAUGCGUUGCCGCUGCCGUAGCCGCGGUCGAGGCCGAGCAUGCCUCUCGCAGCGGAUCAGUUGCACGCUCCCUGGACGACAGCACCGCCGGCGACAGUCAAAACACACUCUCCAUCCAGCCUGCGCGGAGCCAGGGACCCCGACUGGACUUUGAAACCCUCACUCGCCGCAACCGCAAUGCCGACGGCACUACCCAGCCUUCGCUGCCUCGCGCGGGGACUGUCGCCUCUGCAGGUGCCGCUGCUGUUGCCGCUGCCGCUGCUGUUGUUGCUGCUGGUGGUGCUGCUGGCGAUGCUUCGGCCCGUUACCCGACGUACGAAGAGCUCGUCGGCACAGUGACCAACCUGUCCAAGCUGGUGCAGGAGCUGCAGCACGAAAUGCAGACACUCAGAGCAAUGAGCCCGCCUCCCGGCGCUGUCGCGGACAGAUCGCGGUCCAGCGACAGUAAUGCCCAGCUGAGCCAGGUUGAAGAAUGAGCUACUCUGCUCUACCCCGCACCGCAUCGACUCCGUGCUCGGACCCCUGUGCCCCUUGACGGUGCCGUGGAAGAUCCAAGUUCCGGCCCAGCCCAGACCCCUCGACACGAAGAGGUCGACCGAACGACAGCCACAAUAGCUUGGACCCACCGUCCAUUCGAGCACGGAGUACCCCUCCCCAAAUCCAAUCCAUCAUUCGAGC
Messenger RNA from Polychytrium aggregatum, 5083 nucleotides. RefSeq lists its product as uncharacterized. The annotation marks the transcript as partial. Gene Ontology annotation, molecular function: protein binding; guanyl-nucleotide exchange factor activity. NCBI's taxonomy places the organism in Eukaryota, Fungi, Chytridiomycota, Chytridiomycetes, Polychytriales. The transcript has 9 exons. The record is from RefSeq and is a predicted model, not a curated record.